Scedosporium apiospermum is the source of this 477-nucleotide messenger RNA. RefSeq lists its product as uncharacterized. The transcript is spliced from 2 exons. The coding region runs from base 1 to 477 and encodes 158 amino acids. The record is from RefSeq and is a predicted model, not a curated record. Lineage: Eukaryota; Fungi; Ascomycota; Sordariomycetes; Microascales; Microascaceae.
AUGUUCAGCGUCGCAGUCCAGCCGCCCUCCCAGGCGAGAGCCAACACGAGACUCUACCCUCCCCUCAUAGCAAUGGGAUAUCCCUCUGGGACCACCGAGGCAGACGUACCUUACCUGUUCGCCACCGCCGUGCUACGCGAUUCCGAAGGAAAUCUCAUCCCGGAGCAGCUUGUCGGUACUCUUACGGCCGGAGGUGCAUGUGCAGAGGACCGCCGGUUACCAGGGACGAGCCAGCCCAUAGUCUUCAUGUUUCCCAACCUCAGCGUCGCCUACGAAGGGUCGUACUCUAUCCGGGUGGAUGUUUACCGCGUCGACUUCGGGGAUGCUCAGGGCGCCAUCCUUGUCGAUCAAGUGGAGAGCCGCAGGUUUGACGUUUACGACGUUGACGUACCCUCCCAGAAGCCAUCGCCCGAAGAGCAUUCUAUUAUUCGCAAGCUCCGCGAUCAAGGCUACUCUGUACCCUCGAGCCCCGUCUAG